Molecule: messenger RNA, 4173 nt
Organism: Amoebophrya sp. A120
Lineage: Eukaryota; Dinophyceae; Syndiniales; Amoebophryaceae
Source: the annotation of a GenBank genome assembly
AUUUCACCAGCAGCACAUCAGGAUGAACUUGAACUCUUGUAGAACAAGUUCGUGUAGGUUUUUUCCGGCGAAAAAUGACUAAAAUCCUAAGCAAAACUUUAUGAUAACGAGUGCGCACAGGUAGCAGGAGUUAGAUCUAGUAGAUGAAAAUGAGGACUCCUGUACCGCUACCCUGCUCAGUUGUUGCCGCUCCCGUACGUAGUGGUUUACGAAGACGGCAACAGCAAGCACUGCAGCAGGCAAUGAAAUUGGCGAUAGGAGUGCCUCUUGUUCUGCUAGGAUGUACUCCCAAUGUUGACCACGCAUUUUUCUUGUCCUUGUCCUCCCACCUGGUGGGAGGCCAAGUUCCCUUUGUCGAAGCUCUGAACGCCGAGCAGUACAACAUCCAGUCCGACCGGAAGAUUGGGGUGGUGCACGAGGAAAGAAAAAACAAUGAAGAAGAUGUCGAAGAAGAAAACGACAGCGGAAAUAAAUCUUCCACGCAAGUAGAACCUCCAGACGAGAAGGCCGCCGCUGCGACAGAUCAUGAUGAUUUCAAAACUGGAGUAGAAGACGACCUUGGCCGACCACAUCGCGAGCAAACCCAAACGGCACAGACACGACGAGAGGACCCAGCAUCUUUGUUACCCUCAAUACCCAACAAUGACCUGCUCCACAGCACCGACCCCAGCCUGGACCAGCUUUCCUCCUCUUUCAGCGCCAUGCUGAACGGGCAGAACAAGACAAAGAAGUUCAUGGAGCGACGGAAGAAUGACGAACCAGCGUGGAUGUUUCAAUACGUAUUGGACUUUGCCGGUUCAGUCACGGAGAACUUGAUCAGCGGCGGCGCAUUGUUUACAACUAGCGACACCGACGGCGCCGGGGAAACGACAAACUCGAUCACUGACAGCGACUUUCUUUUCUCGGACAGCAGUACGUCUGCAGCAGGGGACCAGCAAGAUGUUGUCAAAAAAACAACCGCAACGGCGUCGGCGACAUUUCUGGAGACACAAAAAAUAGCGCAGCAAGCGCUAGUGAUAAAUAGGAAGCAGCCAGCAGCACCGAGGAAACCAGCAGGAGGGGGAGCACCUCCUGCAGCACCAGCAGCCCCACAAUCGCCACCUGUCCAAGCAGGAGGUGCAGCAGCACCAGGCCCGGGGACCACCGUUUCAACGCAAAAUACCGUGGAAGAAACGACCACUAUCACCAGUGCGGAGGAGAACUGCUGUGGCGGUUGCUGCGUUACCGUCACGGCGAUCUGUGUCGUUUUGGUCGUCGGGGGUGUGUAUGAACUGCAAAAGUAUCGUACUCGUAUAAAUGCAUCACAAAUUUCCUCAGCAUGAGAAAUAAAAUUUGUAAUGCGGAUUUGCCUCAAGAAAGAGAUUUGUAAUGCAAGACUUGCAAUUAGUACGAGUACGAUACUUUUGCACAGGAUAGUGUCAUCGCGAGUAUGGUGUACAUGGGGUACUGCGGGUCCACUGGGGAUUAUCCAAGGAAAAAAGAGCGUUAGUGUAAAUUUGUGAUGCGCAGCAUGCAAAUUGAUUGCGCCUGUCAUGCUGUGCCUGCGCUGUCGGGUCCAUUCAGCGGCGUUUUCCGCUACUAUCUGCGCAUGACAGGUCUUUGCUGUCAUGCGAGAAAUAUUUGUCAUGCUAAUCCUCCAAGAAAGUUACGCCUACAAUCUUUUUUUCCUGCAUAGAGAUUACGACACCGCGGCAGCCGCAGGCGAGAUGGACUCCGCCCUCCUUGGAUCAGGCGGGGUCAUGGGCUCCACGACCGGUCCCGGGAUCGUGCCCAGCACGGACGGCUUCGAGGGUGAUCUGAUGUACGGGGGCAAAGGAGAUGUUUAUGAACAGGAAAUAAUCAAGUUUUUGUAUCAUGUUGUGUGUACAAAUGUCAUUGCAUUUUUCAUCUUGCAUGACAAGUUCAAGUCCCUGGUGCACCAUUUAUUUGUACAACACGUGCGGUACAAGAACCCGUAACGAUUGCAUACUGUCGAUAUGAAAGUUUGGCAGCGCGCACCCCGCAAACCUGGCCCCGGUGCAGAUUUGAUUCACACCUUUGCUGACGAGGAUGCCUUCGGACAAGGCAAGAAGCCAAAAAAGAAGGCCAAGGCAGGAGUAUGAUCUGCAAAAGUUGUAAUUGUAUCGCAAACUCCUGUAAAGUGAAUUGCUGACGUCCUGCUCCUGCAUGACAUCAGACUUCGUUCUUGCUUUACUACCUGCUGCAUGUUGACAAUUGUAGUUUUCUAACUGCGAUAAUUUACGCUUGUCAUGCUGGGACAAUACAACUUUGCCAUGCAUACGAAGUCAAGGGUCCAAAAUUUGUCACUGCGGCGAAAAACAUCCUGAAGGCUAAUCCGCAAGCGAAGGCUGCGAUCUUGGCGGAAAGCUUUGGCAUAUCACAGAAAAAAAGAAGUGUUGUAGUUGUUAACGUUAAUGUAAAUGUUUGAGGGCUAGUACUACAACUGGCACUUUCUGGUGCUGUCCUGCAUGACAGAUUUUCUGUAUCAUGCAUGCAAUGCAUAUGCAUCUAUGCGGCCCUUUCUCUCCUGUGUCUGAACGUCAACACGUUUUUUUCCCCGCGAUAUGACAAAGCCGCGAGCUCGAGCACUCAGCCAAUGAACCGAUCGGGGAGCAGUCGGUCGUGUAUCCACAUAACUAAACUUAGUUCCGUACACGACGUACAAGAAGCACAUCCGAUGCUGACACUGCAUUUUUUUACGAUAAAACUUUUCCGCAGCUGCAAGCACAUCGAUUCGACAUCUUCACAAGUUUCAUGCUUGUUCAGGUUCAUCUGCUUCUCCUUCGCAAAGUUUGUACCUGCGUUUGUACCUCCUCCUGUGCGGGAAAAUAAAUUUCUAUUGCAUAUGAAUGAAAAGCGCCAAAGCAUCACUAGCGAGUGCCGGCGGGGCGCCAGAAGUUGUUGAUCAACAAGUACAAGAGGUGCAGUUGAAAAGCAGGAGUGUAUCCUGUGCAAAAGUAUCGUACUCGUUGUAAUUGCAGUCAUGCUCCCGAGGUAAAUCCGCAUUACUUAAUGCUGACGCUGAGGAAAUUUGUAAUGCAAUUUAUAGUAGCACGAUACUUUUGCACUGUAUAGUGUAAGAAGUCCAGCAUUUUCAACCGCGGCUUUGAUGACCACCCUGAAAAAACCGGCGGACCACCGGAAGUGACCACCACCAUGAAGUCGCCCGGAGUAGAUUCCAACGACCUGCCCGUUGGCGUGACCGGCGACCUGACCGGUUUUCGCGAUCGCCCGUCUUUUCUGAAGCCCCAGUCCAACGACAGCACUACCAGUAACAGCCGAAAUAAAGUCCUCGAGAGUAACGCGAGCAAUGCCUCCAGUAACAUCAACAGUCGAACUAGUAGACAAUCGAACACAAGUUUUCAGGAGUAUGCAGCAGUGUACAAGGCGGGUCUGAAAAGCGCGAUCAUUUCGAAAAGCAAAUCCCCAGCGGCACAGCCGAAAUCGAACAGCACACCAAAAUCGAACAGCACUCCGAAAUCGGUGGACAGCGACGCCGGGGGAAGUAAAAAGGCGAAACCGAAGGGGAAGGCAAAGUUUGCGGCAGCGGCCAAGCGAGUCAUCAAGAACGCACCGGAGGAUAGCAUCAUGAGCUUCGCUGCAGUCGUAACAACCGCCAAAGCCGCCUCGAGAAACAACUCGCCCACGGCGCGCGACUAGUGCUCAACAAUGUCGAUGAAGAGCAAAAUCUAAUUAUUUCAGUUUCAAUGUUUUCAUUUCGCUUUUACAACCACAUUUUUUUGUUUUUGAUCAGAGUAUUGCAAUGUUCAUUUUGACAAUUGACAACCAUCAGUUUCAUCUUUUUCAUGUGUUUCGUAAAUUUGAUUUCCGAUCUUUGUGUACCAUUUUAAUGCGCAUGCGCGGAAGAAAAUGUGUCGUGUUCGCCGCAAGGCCUAUCUUUUGUUUCAAGAUUUCAUGAUAUUAUGACCGCACUGUCGUGUCUUGUAAAAGAGAUUUGUUCAGUAUCAGUUUCAGUAGUUGCGAAGGAAGUAGGUGGUCUUUUUCGUAGCUUGUUUCACGAUGAGCACGACGUUGUGCUGAUCUUCGUGCCCGAGCGAGAGCUACAUUUUACGAACAGUAACAAACCAUUGAAGUUGAACCACUGUACAAAAAUUUGAAAAUACUAUGGCCCGUCAGGUAUUGCGCAGAGGCUAAAGCGCGCUGCAAGGAAAG